AUGUUAUCUGGUGGUCAGAAACAGCGUAUAGCUAUCGCGCGUGCUCUACUUCGGCAACCCAAGAUUCUGCUUCUGGAUGAGGCUACCUCAGCCCUUGACUCUGAAUCUGAGAAGGUUGUACAGACAGCUCUGGACUCAGCCGCGAAGGGUCGCACAACCAUUGCGGUGGCUCACCGACUAAGCACUAUCCAAAAUGCGGAUCUCAUUUAUGUCUUCGAAGCAGGAAAGAUUGUGGAAGCUGGUAACCACACAGAGUUGAUGAGGAGGCGAGGCCGCUACUUUGAGCUUGUUAGUCUUCAGAGCUUGGAAGCGACAUCUUGA
Messenger RNA from Penicillium malachiteum, 321 nucleotides. Its product is annotated as putative ABC multidrug transporter. Bases 1 to 321 code for a protein of 106 amino acids. Lineage: Eukaryota; Fungi; Ascomycota; Eurotiomycetes; Eurotiales; Aspergillaceae. Gene Ontology annotation, molecular function: ATP binding; ATP hydrolysis activity; ATPase-coupled transmembrane transporter activity. The record is from RefSeq and is a predicted model, not a curated record. The transcript has a single exon.